AUGUCUAUUUCGACACCCUUUCAAAGAGUUUUUCAUUUUUAUUUUAAUUAUCAUUAUAAUUAUUCAUCUUCAAAAUUAACAUCAUCAGCAUGUUCCCGACAUGUUCAAUUUUCUAUUCGAAUGGCAACAUCAUUUCUUGUCAGUGGAUUUCUAGCUUAUGGAACUCCAUUAAGUAAUCGUUUAUCAAUACAAUAUUUAGUUCCUUUAAUGUGUAUUCUAUCAAUACAAGAAACAUGUGGAAUGGCAUUAUAUACUACCUAUCAAAUUUUCACAGCUAUCAUACCUCUAUCAAUUUUUUUCUUCGUAAUUCAAAAGGUUGGUCUUGGAUAUAAAGAUUAUUUUGCAGCUGAACUUACGCUAGUUAUUUCAUCGCUUUUCGUUGCUUACCAUUGUUCACAGGUAUAUAUUUUCUAA
Messenger RNA from Rotaria sp. Silwood2, 414 nucleotides. The record is from the annotation of a GenBank genome assembly. NCBI's taxonomy places the organism in Eukaryota, Metazoa, Rotifera, Eurotatoria, Philodinida, Philodinidae.